CGAGUGCCGAGAGCUGCAGGCUUUUAUUAAGGUGAACCAUCUCCCAAUUAGCAACAAAAUUAAUCCCGUAAUUAAUUCGGGAGAUGGUUCGCCUUCUGCACGAGUUUUUUAAACUGUGGAUGGGACUCCGUUCUAAAAUAAAAUAAACAAAACAAUGUACAGGGCUCCUCGAGGCAUAAGCAAUUAGGAAAUAACACUUACUACCCAGGAACAAAAAUUGUGUUACAUAGUGUUAUCAGCUCUAGCUAUUUUAAUCAAUGUAGGAAGAGUCUGGGAAAGACUGUUAACACAAAUGGAAUUACCGUAGAUAUUUAUACAGGAUUUUUACAAGCUUGAAGAUAGGGUGUGUCUGGUGCAUUUUACAACUGCUGCUAUCAGAAAGUUCAGUAGGACAGUAAGAUAGGGUAUAGCCCAAGAUCAGAUCAAAACAGAGCCAUCGUUAUCAGAGGUGAUGGCCUAAGGGUGGGUGUAAUGUUAUUCAGAAUCUUGAGGGUUAACUGUUACCCUUAGCUGAUGUAAUCACUGUCUGCUAUAGACUGAAAGGCAUUUCGUAUUCAGUUAACUAUAUAUCGUCAGAAUUCAAUAAUUUUCCUCUUCAAUUGCAUGUUUAUACAAAACAGCAUAUAGCCAAGUAAUAGCCCAUGCACCUGCUUGUGAAAUUAUACAGUAACAAAACAGAGAUAACUGACGCCUGUCUUUCUUUAAUCUCUGUGGGUUCAAAAUAGCCAUCUUGAAUGGUCACAUCCUGGAUUACAAACACUUUCCUAGUUAAGUAAUAAAGUAACAAAUACGUUACAGCAGAGUGCAACACUGGAACAGGUUGACUUGAAAUUGCAUCAUAGGUCAGGCUCCUCUCGUAUUCCAUUUUGAAAAGGUCAACACCGGUUCCAGGAAAUGUAUAAUGUAUAACAAAGGGUCAUGCUCUUUUUAUGGUUCUCUGCACCACACUGCAGCAUCGCGCUCACGGGGCACAGUGCAACUAAAACAAACAAGAAUGCUCCCCAUCCCCUUCCAGUGGUAUGUGCCAUUCCGGUGCCAUUAUGUGGCUUGUAUUUUGUGUUACCUCGUUCUUUUGUGGUUUGGUGAUGAAUUCUGGUGCUAAAGCAAGGAAUUGGAGUGUCAGUCCUGGAGACUGCAGUAGGGUGUAAUAUACACUAAGAUCACAUUAGAACAUAAGAACAUAAGAAGGGUUGCAAGUGAGAGGAGGCCGUUCGGUCCGUCUUGCUCGUUUGCUUGUUAGUAGCUUACUAAUCCUAGAAUCUCAUCAAGCAGCUUCUUGAAGGAUCCCAGGGUGUCAGCUUCAACCACACUACUUCAACAACAAUUCUCUGUGUAGCUCAUAAUACAAUACAUGAUAUGGAGAAAGUAUAAUAUGUAUUCAUAUCAGCUGUAAAUCACAUGUAUUCAUCAUUCAAGAACUGUAAGCCUUACCAGUACCUUAUCAAUACUUCACACUCCAGUGUUCACAUAACUUACAACAAUGAUCUAGUGUUACUGGCACUUUCCCUUAGAUUUUUAUAUACAAUCCAGCCCUUUAAAUAUCACGUCAAAGGAACUGAACAACAAGAGUGAUAAUAAACUUGGUGAUAAAGAGCAAGAAGCCAGCAGCCAGCGACUUAAUGUAGCAAGUACAGUCCUGCAGUUUCUUGCACAUAAAGAAGGGGCUUUCAAAAACAAUUGUAUGUUUGACCUGUUGCCAUUUCUAAGAGGCCAGGACAUAAGAGAAUUUGGUACAAGUCUAAAUGUGAGCUGAACUAUAUGUAGCAUAUAAAUGAGUGUUCCAGGAACCCUUACAAACAGGGAUUUACAAUAACCUAUUAUAGAAGAAACAAAGUCAUUAUAGUGAACCCUCUUGGGUAGCUUAUAGGGUUAAGUGCCACUGUUUUCAGGAAUGAGUAUAACCACUUGAAUAGCAGUUAUAAUAAAGUCAUUUUAUUGUUACUAUUUAUCCACCAUGUUUUAUAGACAAAGAAGCUUAGAUGUUUCUAAUUAAAGGUGUAAUAAUCAAGGUUAUAAAAAAAUGACAACAUUAUAUCUCCGUCUCUUAUUGUCUCAUUCUUUUUGUUUCCCACAUUAUUUUCAGUAAGAUUCAAGUGAAGCCCAUUCAUCUUGCCACAAUGCCAAGUCCAAGGCUCAGCGGGGAUCCUAUUAUCUGUAACACAGGAAAUGAAUGAAGCAUUAUGGAAAGAGAUUUGCAGACACAAAAAAAAAUGUGUAUAUAAGAAUGUUAUUAUGCUAGUGAAUGAUAUGACACCUUUAAUGCUCAAUACUGAGCUUGGAAUGGCACAAACUGCUACAGAUUGUACUUGUGUAAAAAUGUGUUUGCUUUGAUUUGCUUUUUCCAGGAGAUUAUCUCAUCUCCCAUUCAAAGUGAUCCCAAGCUUUGCUUUUAGUGGACUGAGCAACGUGUCGAGAAUUUGUAUUUGUAUCUGAGACAUGCCACUGGCCACUCCUUCAGGUAUGUCCAGGAUAAGGCAAGAACGAAAAAGAAAAGAAAAAUUACAGUGAAAUUACCCAGAGCGACUCAGUCAAGAGAAUAAAAACACAAGCUUUUGUGUUCCUUCUCAGCCUUACUGAAAUCUCAAUUCAAAAUACAAAACAUCUUGUGAUGAUUGAACAGGGGGCAUUUGCAAAUCUUCCAAAGUUAAAAUACCUGAGUAUUUGUAACACUGGAAUAACUAUAUUCCCUGAUUUAACAAAGAUCUACUCUAUGGAGUUCUAUUUUCUCCUGGAAAUUUGUGACAACAUGCAUUUAACAACCAUACCACCCAAUGCGUUUCUGGGGAUGGCUGAGGAGUGUUCACUAAUGAAUCUCUUUAAAAAUGGAUUCAAAGACAUACAGAACUAUGCAUUCAACGGGACAAAGUUGAAUAAACUGGUUCUUAAGGAUAAUAAAUAUCUAGACCGAAUACAGAACGAUGCCUUCAGGGGAGCAACAGGACCUGAUAUACUAGACAUUUCUUCAACACCUCUCCGAGUUCUGCCCACCCAAGGACUGGAGUUGGUGAAAGUGCUUAUUGCUCGGGAUACUUACUCCCUUAAGACACUGCCCCCUCUGGACAACUUUGUUUAUCUACAGGAGGCUAAUUUAACAUAUCCUAGUCACUGCUGUGCCUUCAGAAACUGGGACAGAAAGAAAGAGCAGAGUUCUUCUAGUGCAUCAUUUGGAAACCUUUCCAAUAAUUGUAAAGACUAUACAGCUCAUGACAACGUAUAUACAGCUGAUAGUUACUAUUCGAAAGACAUGGAUUACCUGUAUCCAGAACUGGAAACCUGCAAGACAGAAUUUCACUUCAGAUGUACACCAGAGCCAGAUGCUUUCAAUCCCUGCGAAGACAUCCUGGGCAACGACUUCCUUCGAAUCCUUAUCUGGAUUAUAAAUGUAUUUGCCAUUGCUGGAAACUUUGCUGUACUGCUUGUUCUGCUCACCAGUCACUACAAACUCACCAUCCCAAGGUUCCUCAUGUGCAACCUUGCCUUUGCUGAUUUCUGCAUGGGCGUUUACUUGCUUCUCAUUGCUUCUAUUGAUUCUAGAUCAAAGGGCCAGUAUUAUAACCAUGCAAUAGAGUGGCAGGCCGGCGCUGGCUGUGGUGCAGCUGGGUUUUUAACGGUGUUUGCCAGUGAACUCUCAGUGUACACCUUGACCAUGAUCACACUGGAGCGCUGGCACACCAUUACCUACGCCAUGCAGCUGGACAGAAAGCUGCGUUUCAGACAUGCUGCCAUCAUUAUGAUUGGGGGAUGGCUGUUUUCACUCGUCGUGGCUUUCAUGCCCAUUUGGGGAGUGAGCAGCUACAAGAAGGUUAGCAUGUGCCUUCCCAUGGAUAUCGAAACUGCGCCAGCCCAGGGGUAUGUUAUAUUCAUUCUGAUGCUCAAUGUCAUUGCCUUUAUUAUAAUCUGUACCUGCUAUAUUAAAAUCUACCUAACUGUACGCAAUCCGGAAUUCGCAACCAAAAACAGCGAUGCUACAAUUGCCAAAAGAAUGGCAGUGCUCAUCUUCACAGACUUUCUGUGUAUGGCACCCAUAACUUUCUUUGCCAUUUCUGCAGCGUUCAAGGUGCCACUCAUCACCGUGAGCAACUCCAAGAUUCUGCUGGUUUUGUUUUACCCCAUCAACUCUUGUUCAAAUCCAUUCUUGUAUGCAAUCUUCACAAAGGCAUUUCGAAGAGAUUUCUUUGUGUUAAUGAACAGGUUCGGCUGGUGCAAGGCACAGGCAGACGCCUACAGAAUGCAUAGCUUCCCAGCUCAGAAAACCAAUAUAAGGAACGCUAUCUCCUUGAGCAGUGCCAAUAGAAGCUCUCAAGCAAUGCUAAACUUGACUACCUUCAAGUGUCAGUGUCCUACAGGAAAAGGAAAAGAAGAACCUUGCUACAGACCUCCUUAACUGGGACGAUACAGUGUGUGAACUCUGGGAGUGCAUCUUGAGAGCUAAUGUCAGGGAUUUUUAUACAGAUCAAAAUUCAGUACAGUAUUUAACUAUAUUUUAAUAAAGCAGGUUAAUAUCAUGACAGUGUGUGAAAUAUGAAUAAAAGAAAAUGUGCUGCAUAUUUUUUAAAUAAAGCUUUAAUGUUAAAGUGUAAUGGCCAUGCUAAAGAAGGAUUCAAGCUUGGCAAUGCAUUACUACAGUAUACUAGUCAUCUGUUCAGUAAUGUUUCUAAUAUUUUAAAUAGGAACAACAUCCUCUCAUUGCUCUGUGAUGUCUUGUAUUUACUGUAAAUAUUUUCAAAAGCUUAUUUUCUGUUUGAAAUGUUUGUAUUUGUUACACUAUCAUGUUUAUUGUAUGUGUUCUUAUUUUUGUUAAAAUGUUAAAUGUAAAGUGCGUUAAGCAGGCAGAGAUGUCUGAUAUAGAAUACUUGUUUUAUUUUUAUUUUAUUUAUUUUUGUUUGGGGGUGGUUGUUUUUGUAUCUAAAAAAUGUAUAGUAUGUCAUUUUUGUAUUUAACUGUUUCAACCUUCAGAAAUUGUUGUAUCAGUGUUCAGUUAUAAAGAGUCAAAGAUU
Molecule: messenger RNA, 4997 nt
Organism: Acipenser ruthenus (sterlet)
Lineage: Eukaryota; Metazoa; Chordata; Actinopteri; Acipenseriformes; Acipenseridae
Product: lutropin-choriogonadotropic hormone receptor-like
Exons: 11
Coding region: 2609-4384 (591 amino acids)
Biological process (GO): male gonad development; phospholipase C-activating G protein-coupled receptor signaling pathway; ovarian follicle development
Cellular component (GO): membrane
Molecular function (GO): luteinizing hormone receptor activity; thyroid-stimulating hormone receptor activity
Source: RefSeq, a predicted model, not a curated record